This is a messenger RNA of Trichophyton verrucosum HKI 0517, 402 nucleotides long. RefSeq lists its product as uncharacterized. Gene Ontology annotation, cellular component: cytosolic large ribosomal subunit; ribosome. Lineage: Eukaryota; Fungi; Ascomycota; Eurotiomycetes; Onygenales; Arthrodermataceae. Gene Ontology annotation, biological process: ribosomal large subunit biogenesis; cytoplasmic translation. Gene Ontology annotation, molecular function: RNA binding; structural constituent of ribosome. The transcript has 3 exons. The coding region runs from base 1 to 402 and encodes 133 amino acids. The record is from RefSeq and is a predicted model, not a curated record.
AUGGCUAAGGUUAACACAGCAAUUGCUUGCUCCCGACGGAAGUCGCGCAAGGCGCACUUCAGCGCUCCCUCCAGCGAGCGACGAACCAUCAUGAGCGCCCCCUUGAGCAAGGAACUCCGUGAGAAGCACAACGUCCGAUCGAUACCAAUUCGCAAGGAUGACGAGGUCACCAUUGUGCGGGGAACCAACAAGGGUCGUGAGGGAAAGAUCACAUCCGUUUACCGCCUUAAGUAUGUCGUCCACGUCGAGCGAGUCAGCCGUGAGAAGUCCAACGGCCAGUCCGUCCCAAUCGGCAUCCAUCCAUCCAAGGUCGUCAUCACCAAGCUCAAGCUCGAUAAGGACCGUGAGAGCAUCCUCGAGAGAAUGGGCAAGGGACGCGCUGCCAGAGCCAAGUCCUCCUAA